Molecule: messenger RNA, 1401 nt
Organism: Entrophospora candida
Lineage: Eukaryota; Fungi; Glomeromycota; Glomeromycetes; Entrophosporales; Entrophosporaceae
Source: the annotation of a GenBank genome assembly
AUGGAUAAACUUACAAAAUUCAGAUUGAAUGCAAAUUUCUGUAAACCACACUCUAGGAUCAAUAAAUUUUUUGCCAAUACAGUUUUGAGAUGGUGGGAUCAAAUUAGCCAUUUUACAAAAUUCGUGUAUGCUGAAUGUCCUACUAUAACACCACAACAAGUAUGGAAUGAAUACAAUCAAAGCCUUGAUGAUGUUAUAGCAAUUAAAGACAUUGAUCAACUUGUAAAACAAAGAGUUAAAAAUUUCCAAAAACAGAUGAUUCAAACACAAUGCUUGAAAACAAUUGGUGAUACUUUGCUUGAUACAAGAAGAAAACAAGCAGAGCAAAGGAAGAUUCUAACUGAAAUAACCCGAAGUGAUUUUAAUAUUGCUACUAGAAAUGACAAAGAGAACCAGAAGGCUGAUGUUUACAUUAUUAAUGAUUUGGAUUAUGAGAUUGACAACUCAUUUGCCAUUGAAUCUCGUAUUGUGGAUCUUUCAAACUGGACAAAUAUUGAGUGGAAUAGAAUCUUGAAAGUAAAAGAUUAUUCAUCUUUAUACACCAAUUCAAGGAAGUUACUUUUUAAAGAUAAAAUUGAUAUUAAUGUGCAACAAUUAUUGAAAGAUGCACCAAACCUUAGAUCAUUAAAUUGUCUAAAAUCAUGGAAAGAUAAAUUCCAAAAUUUGAGAUCUGAGGAUGCAUUUUUAACAAUGGAAAUCAUAGAAUUUUUUCAUCGCUGUUUAAGAAGAGAAAUUAAUGUAUUGGUGCAACCACAAUGUGAAUGGGAUUUUACAGUAAAAAUCUUAAGUCAUAUAAUUGGGUUUCUUCUAGAAGAAUUUGACAAUGGUGUCUUUGAACUUAAUUGGAUUGAGAAAGAAUCAAGAAGCAUUGCAAGUAGAAAAAGAAUAGACAUACACCCAGAAUAUACACAACUAAAUAAUCAAAUACAAAAAAUGGAUCUCAUUGUGACAUUAAGAAGCAAUCCAAUAGAAAUACUAUUCAUAGAGGCAGGUAAUACUUCAAACAUUAUUGGUAAUUUUGAUGACAGAAAAUAUCAUGAAGAUCAUUCAACUGUCAAAAUUGCAAUGAAGGAUUCUUUGGAUAUGUUAAGAAUAAAUCUGCACUUCAACAAAAAAGACAUGAAUAAUCUUUAUAUAAUUGGAAUUCAAGUAUCAGAAAUGGCAACAUUAACUGUUCCAACAACAAUGUCAUCCAUGGAAGAUUUUCUACCAGGAUUUAUCCAAAAUCUUUUAGGACUGAGACAUUCAAUGCUAGAUUUAGCAAAGAAUAUAAGACAAACAGCACAAAAAAGAUUGUUGACACCAUCACCUCCGUCAUCACUCCCUCAUAAGACUUCAGAUACACCUAUAAUUAAAAGACAGAAAAGUGAUCCAUUUGAUAUUUUUGAUGAUAUUUAUUGA